Messenger RNA from Phyllotreta striolata, 1029 nucleotides. The record is from the annotation of a GenBank genome assembly. NCBI's taxonomy places the organism in Eukaryota, Metazoa, Arthropoda, Insecta, Coleoptera, Chrysomelidae.
UAGACAACUGACAUCUGACAUAUAAACAUAACCUAACUUAAUUCUAACAAAAGCGUAAUUUUUAGCAUCUAUAUUUUUAGAGAAUUAAGUACUAAACGGUGUUGUAUCAAUAAAUAUAAUUAAAUAAUGGCCCGAAACGCGGAAAAGGCAAUGACAACAUUGGCCAGAUGGAGGGCGGCCCAAUUGGGGGAAAUCGACAAGCACAAGAAGCGCCGUCCGUAUUUGGCCUCCGAAUGCAAGAGCCUGUACGCCUGCGAGAAAUGGCGCAUGCAGAUAAUCAGAGAAAUAGCGAAAAAAGUGGCCCAAAUCCAGAACGCCGGACUGGGCGAGUUCCGCAUACGCGAUCUAAACGACGAAAUCAACAAACUCCUGCGCGAGAAGCGCCAUUGGGAGGACCAAAUUAAGGAAUUGGGGGGGCCCGAUUACCAGCGCGUCGGGCCCCGGAUGCUCGACCACGAGGGCAAAGAGGUGCCCGGCAACAGGGGCUACAAAUACUUCGGGGCCGCCAAGGAAUUGCCAGGCGUCCGAGAGCUGUUCGAACAGGAACCGCCGCCUCCGCCUCGAAAGAGCCGAGCCGAACUGAUGAAGGACAUCGAUGCCGAUUACUACGGUUACAUGGACGACGACGACGGGAUUUUGAUACCGUUGGAGAUCAAAGCUGAAAAAAUCGCCGUCCAAAACGCCAUCACCGAAUGGGUGAACAACAAAGAGAAGAACCUCGACUCGAGCAAAACCAUCGAAGAGAGCAUCUACGCGGUGGAGGAUUCCGACGAGGAGGAGACCGUCGAACGAUUCGACGGUUCCCAACAGCGGUUCGUCGCCCACGUACCGGUACCCUCUCAACAGGACAUCGAACAGGCCCUGUUGAGGCGCAGGAAGCAGGAAUUGAUGGAGAAAUACGGCGUACAAGACGAACAAGAUGUCUAAUAUUAACAUUGCAUUAAAGUAUUUUUUUUUAUUACCUGCCUUAUUCGGGUUUCAGUAUUCCCCUGCAGAUUAACGUGAAUUCCAAUACGGUAUCCGAUACUU